AUGAGGCCUUUUUUCAAGACGUCCGCUCUUUGCCUCUUGGCGCUGUGUGGGCUUCAAUCAGCGACUGCAGCCAAGCUGACAUUCGCAGUCUCUGAUGUUGGCGAAGAUGCAUACACGGCGGCGAACUUGGCCCGGAAUGGUGAGCUUUCUGUCCACAUUAGUCCACUGCAGAAGAGCGAGGAUAUCGUCACAGCCCUGAAAGCAGCAUUGAGAGCAAAUCCGCCGACCGGCGAUGCUUGCGCAUCAAUGGCACUUCCCACUUAUUUCGAUAAAGUUGCGUUUCACGCUAGAUACACAAAAGGCACUACUGGCCCGAACUAUCGGGAGUUGUUCCAGACCGCCCUUACCCAAGGAACGGAUCUCUCACAAAUGAAACCAUACCCUACUGACUGGGAAGAAGUCUGGAAUCAGGAAGCAGGAGCCAACCUGGCAUACCUUCUCUGGUCUACCAGCACGGAAAUUGGUUGCGCCACUGCAACAUGCAAAGAAGAUGCAGACGAAAAAGCGAACGCUGUUCUGUACUGCCAAUUGGUUGACAAGCCUAAGACGAAUGGGACUCCCUUCACUGAGGAGUACUACAAGGAGCUCAUGGGGCGAAAAGUUCCCCUGUCACAGAUGAAGGAAGACGAACUUGAGGUGUCAGCCGGCGCCUCAUCCAUCGCCGCACCCUCGGGUCUUCUAGCCAGCUUGGUCGCCAUCAUGGCAACUAUUGCUGCAUAG
Messenger RNA from Eimeria maxima, 720 nucleotides. RefSeq names its product SAG family member. Lineage: Eukaryota; Apicomplexa; Conoidasida; Eucoccidiorida; Eimeriidae. Bases 1 to 720 code for a protein of 239 amino acids. The record is from RefSeq and is a predicted model, not a curated record. The transcript has 5 exons.